UGCAUUUUCAAAAACGUCCCAUCAACGUUUCAAACGCCUCAAAACCUCUUAAAUCACGUAGCAUGCAUUCUCCCAUCCAUUGCUCUGCGUGCUGAGACUAAGUUAAUCGAUUACCUACACUGCGUAUUGCAGGCGAGAGUAGCCAGUGGCGUUUAUUGUCCAGAAAAAGUCAUCUUCCUCAAAACAACAUCCUCUUCGCAGUGUCAGUCCUCACUCAUAUCCCAUCUCUGCUUCUUGCUUGGUCUCUAAUGCCCUGUCUGUAGCAGGCAGAAUGACGUCUCCACCUUGGCCUAAGGGAAAGAAGCUGGUUCACCUGGAUUUGAAAGGUGCCCCUCCAAGAGUAGAAUAUCUUCACAAGCUGAUCGAGCUGUUCUCUCAGCUGGGAGUGGAUGGCCUGCUGGUCGAGUAUGAGGACAUGUUUCCUUAUGACGGGGAACUGAAACUGCUGCAGGCCACAACACAGCCUGCUUACAGCCGAGAGGAGCUACUGUCUAUGCAGGAAUUUGCAAAAUCUAAGGGCAUGGAGGUCAUCCCUCUUGUGCAGACAUUUGGUCACAUGGAGUUUGUGUUGAAGCAUCGGCCCAUGUGGAGUCUCAGAGAGGUGCCUUAUUGCGUAGGUACCCUGAAUCCCCACAAAGAGGAGGGGGUGAGGCUGGUGAUGGAGAUGCUGAGGCAGGUGGUGAAGCUGCACCCGGGCCUGAACACACUGCACAUUGGUGCAGAUGAGGUGUACGUCCUCGGCGAGGGGGAGGAAUCCAAACUGUGGUUGGCCUCACCUGGACGUACAGUGGAGCAGCUUUUCCUGAGUCAUGUGACCAAGGUGGCCAAGGCCGUCAAGGAGGCGUGGCCUCACAUGACUAUUGUGAUGUGGGAUGAUAUGAUGAGAAGCAUGAGUGAGGACACACUAAAAGCUAGCGGUCUGGUGGGACUCGUCCAGCCCAUGUUGUGGGACUACAGCCCUAAUCUGGACGUGGACAAAACUGUGUCUCUGCUGGAGAAGUACUGCGGUGUCGGUAUGUCGCACCUGUGGGUGGCCAGCUCCUUUAAAGGCUCCACCAGCGUUUACACCUGUGUGCCCUGCACACAACGACAUGUGGAUAAUCAUUUGCAGUGGCUGAAGGUGGUUGCAUCUUUAUCUGCUGGUGUGAACCUGCAGGGUAUCGCCAUCACGGGCUGGCAAAGGUACGACCACCUGUCGGUGCUGUGUGAGCUCAUGCCUCUGGCUCUCCCGUCACUAGCAGCAUGUGUCCAGACACUCAACCAUGGUCAGUUCAGUGCUGAGGCUCAAAGCAAAGUCGCUGAGACACUGGGUAUUUGCUCGGUGGAGGUAGAGGCCAUGGGGAGGACCACUGCAGACGACUCGCUGUUCCCAGGCAGGAAGUUGGCUGAGUUAAUUGUGGAGCUCAAUUCACUGUUGAACUCAGAGGACAUCCGGUUGUUUGAAAACGACAUGUUUGUGAGAGGGUGGUUCAGCCCCUACCACCGACAGAGGAAGAUGGUAACCCCUCUCAUCACCAUGCAGAUUCACAGCCAAGCAUUAACGUUUUUAACUACAUUACAACAGAAGGCGGAGGCCGUGAGAGAGGAGAUGGUGCGUCUUUACCCAGAUUCAACAGCUCAAGAGUGGAUAGAGGAACACGUCCGCCCUGUAGUGGCCCCUUUACAGAGGAUAACAGAGGAUAUCAGAGCAUGUGUGAAGGAGAUGGUGCCAUAGAAUAGUAGUCUGUCAUAACUGUGUUUUUUUUAUGAAAUACAAUAUUGGUCUCUUAACUUUUUGCAAGUACUGAAAUUAACAGGAGUGAUUUUAUGUGUAAUUUUGCGCUUACCCAAGACCAAACUGGUGUAUAUAGAUUGCACCAAUUGUAGCAAAGAAAGGAAAUAAUAUUAAAGGGUGACUUUGUGUUUAUGUAUAAAACAACUUUAUAUAAUUCCUGCAAAUGUAUCAAAGUAAACAAAGACAAUAAAAGGAACCAACACAAAAAACUCUUCUUUC
Molecule: messenger RNA, 1993 nt
Organism: Chelmon rostratus (copperband butterflyfish)
Lineage: Eukaryota; Metazoa; Chordata; Actinopteri; Chaetodontiformes; Chaetodontidae
Gene: hexd
Product: hexosaminidase (glycosyl hydrolase family 20, catalytic domain) containing
Exons: 12
Coding region: 272-1714 (480 amino acids)
Biological process (GO): carbohydrate metabolic process
Molecular function (GO): hexosaminidase activity
Source: RefSeq, a predicted model, not a curated record